AUGUUGGAGACUGGAGCUGACUCAAAACUGAGUUGGACCGUUGAAUCACACUCGCGUGUGCCGGAGAUGCCCAAUCCCCUGCGUGAAAAGGCCAAAACAGCUCAUGGGGAAGAUUGCGACCUGGCGGUCUUGAUGGUCGAAGUAUGGCAAGACGACGCAUCAGGCAAUGUCUCAAAGCAAUAUGACCCACAUCUCAUCACCUGUGUUCGCAAUACUGCCCUUCCGGGUCGUCUUCUGCAGCAAGACUUUCAUAUCCACCAUGUCUCAAGUUCGCAACAUGCCUCGGCGGGAGAGCAGUUUGCAGCAGUUCGUGAUAUCAUUCGGUCAACAGAGCAAGACCCGAUCCAGUGCUUCGACUCCCAUUGCAACAAGAAUAUUGCCAUUAUUGUACGAGCCCCAGGACUUCCAGCCGACAAUCCCCAGCAGUCAAUAGAAGCGAGUCAUAUUGGCUGCAAUGCUAAUUUCCCGUGUCGCAAGUGUGCAUGGGGCGCGACGACCAUUGACAAAACCUCUCCCGAAAUAUACCACGCAUGCCAUCUGUCGACUGGUGUUAAGCGGACCGCAAGUCAAAUCAGGGACCGUUUGCAGACCCAGCUUGACCUUGCCACCAGGGGUGAUGCAAAGUCAAUCAAGGAGCUUCAAAUGGCAACCGGCACCAAAGACAAGGUGACACAAUAUUGGAUUGACAAGUCGCUGGCCCGUUUUUCUCAGAUUCAGGACCAGCAGCCUGAUAUUACGACCGCUGAGAUUUCAACCCAAGUGUCCGAGUGGCUGCAGCACCAACCAGGUGAUAAAAUGAAUCCUUUGCUCGAUAUCACUGGUCUCGAUCCCGCGCAGGACACACCGGUUGAGCUGUUACACACUGUACUGCUCGGUGUAAUGAAGUACAUCUGGCAUUUUCUAAAUACCGCCCAAUGGUCCGACAGUCACAGACAGCUGCUCGCUAUUCGGUUACAGUCAACCGAUAUCUCUGGACUUUCAAUUCCUCCCAUCCGUGCUGCGUUCAUGAUCCAGUACCGAAAUAACCUCAUCGGAAAACACUUCAAAACGCUGAUGCAAAUUCUCGCACUCCAUACACAUGAUAUAUGCACACCGGAGCAAUUCUCUCUUAUUCUUGCGGCUGCAGAUCUUGGCGCCCGUCUUUGGAUACCCGAGAUUGAUGACAUGGAGAGCUAUUUGGCAGAUCUCAACAUUGGUAUUGCCAAUUUACUGGAUGCCUUUGAUGUCGUUGAUCCACUUCGCAUCUUGGUCAAGAUUAAACUCCAUCUAUUGGCACACUUACCGGACGACAUCCGCCGCUUUGGCCCCGCCAUCCGUUUCUCAACCGAAGCAUUUGAAGCAUACAAUGCCAUUUUCCGGGCCUGCUCUGUUCGAAGCAAUCGACAAGCCCCCAGCCGUGACAUCGCGCGAAAACUGGCAUCUAUUGAGCGUGUGAAGCACAUUUUUGCUGGUGGUUACUGGUACAACCAGCAAUGCGGCAAAUGGGUCUGUGCUGCCGAAAGUGUACAGGAGCUUCUGGUCACCAUACCUGUCUUCCAGCGGCAUCUGGGUUGGGUGUCGCCCAAACUCGUUGAAUGCGGCACUGUUCAAUUGAUCUCCGAAAAGCGUCAACCCACUGUUGAUUGGGCAGGAAGCGGUUACUCACCAUAUUGGCGUGACCAGCUGGGUCCUUUACCCACUCCCAAUAGCCGGUGGCGCUCUGCCCUCACUGUUGCAGCAAAGAAUGGAGAUCUCGUAAGACCCUUAUGCUGGGUUUUUGCGCUUGCGUCGCCUGGGGAGUAUAUUCUCGGUCGUGUCACCAAAAUCCUGGUUGCAGAACAAGUUCUCAUUGUGCUCGAGCGCUUCGUGUGCACAGAAAUUGUCCAUCCCGACUUCAAGUGGCCUGUCAUACGCCGACCCAAUGGACCAGAGAUCAUCAACGGAAUGACAUCAUAUGUCCUUCUUAAUCCACCAGCAAUUCAGUUUGUGUGCUCCGUUGCACAUGAUUGUCGCCGCGGAGCUUGUCAACCUGUGGCUGGGGGCAAGGAGCGGCAAGAACGCGAGGAUACAAUCAGGGACACAAGUCUGCUGAAGCAUACUGAUGACGACCGAUUUGUCUUGAAUUUGGCUGCUUUUCACAACUUUGCAGAGAUUCGACGAAUUCUUCCUCGAGAGUACACAUGUUUGAAGUUGUUGCAUGAUGACCGGGAGUCCUUCCAUCGUGUCACUGCGCUGAAAGCACAAGACCUGCGAAAAACACGCCAGCAGAAGACCGCAGCCAAGCGGAAGGCCAAGACAGCCGAGAAGAAAAGGAUAGCAGCAGAAGCGGCGACAGAAGCGGCUGAAACAGAGGCUCAGCAAGGCACAGAGGCAGAUACUGCAGCUCAGAACCAAAAAAGGCGGGCUAAGGUUGCCGAGAAGAAGCGCUUGGCUGCUGUUGCAGCAGCAGAGGCGGCGGCAGCAGAGAUGGAAGAAGAGGACAGUGAUCCUGGGAGCAAUUCUGAGAGCGAGGACGACUCUGACAAUGAUGUUGACUAUGUUCCACAAGGGAGGAUGAUCCCGGGGGGGGACAGUGAACGCACUACCCGUGCACAAGCAAGGGCUCAUGCAGUAUAA
This is a messenger RNA of Mycena indigotica, 2595 nucleotides long. Its product is annotated as FAD-binding-3 domain-containing protein. The record is from RefSeq and is a predicted model, not a curated record. Lineage: Eukaryota; Fungi; Basidiomycota; Agaricomycetes; Agaricales; Mycenaceae. The transcript has a single exon. The coding region runs from base 1 to 2595 and encodes 864 amino acids.